This is a messenger RNA of Pteronotus mesoamericanus, 2691 nucleotides long. RefSeq names its product protocadherin gamma-B2-like. NCBI's taxonomy places the organism in Eukaryota, Metazoa, Chordata, Mammalia, Chiroptera, Mormoopidae. Gene Ontology annotation, biological process: homophilic cell-cell adhesion. The coding region runs from base 160 to 2691 and encodes 843 amino acids. The transcript has a single exon. Gene Ontology annotation, cellular component: plasma membrane. The record is from RefSeq and is a predicted model, not a curated record. Gene Ontology annotation, molecular function: calcium ion binding.
CAAGCCAACCGCUCUGGAGAGACCGGUUCAGAUUCGGUUACAGAAAACAAAAGCAGAAAAACUACCCCUCUCCUGUAUUUUUCCGCCCACGGAGGGCUUAUUCCUCUUUUCCGCUUCCACAUCGACCAAGAAAGGGAGCAGUAGCGAGGGAGACAGAGGAUGAGGCCGAGCGCAGAGAGGAGCAGCCCAGCGCGGUGGCGGCAGGUACUGUUGCCCUUUCUGCUGUCUUUGUUCCGCGGAGCUCUCCAGGACCAAAUCCGUUAUUCAAUUCCCGAGGAGCUGGCCAAGAACUCGGUGGUAGGUAACCUUGCCAAGGAUCUGGGGCUCAGUGUACGGGACUUGCCUGUCCGGAAGCUGCGGGUAAGCGCGGAGAAAAAAUAUUUCACUGUAGACCCUGACAGCGGGGACUUGCUUGUCAGCGACAGAAUAGACCGAGAACAGAUUUGCGGGAAGAAGCCUGUGUGUGUUCUGGAUUUUGAUGCUGUCGCUGAAAAACCACUAAAUAUUUUCCAAGUAGCAGUAGUAGUGCAGGAUAUAAAUGACAACAUUCCAUUAUUCAAACAGAGAAAAAUAGAUUUAAAAAUUGUAGAAUCCACUAAGCCAGGUAAAACUUUUCCACUAGACCCAGCUCUGGAUUCCGAUGCUGGUCCUAAUUCACUGCAAAGAUACCACCUUAAUAACAAUGAGUACUUUGAUCUCGUGGAGAAACAGACUCCAGAUGGACGUAAAUAUCCUGAGUUAAUUCUGAAACAUCCCCUGGACAGAGAAGAGCAGAAUUUCCAUCAACUGAUCCUAACAGCUGUAGAUGGUGGAGACCCACCCCAAAGUGGCACUACCCAGAUCCAAAUUCAAGUCACCGAUGCCAACGAUAAUCCCCCAGUGUUCAGCCAGGACGUGUACAGGGUCAGCCUGCAGGAGGGCGUGCCCCCAGGCUUGUCAGUGCUCAGAGUGACAGCCACAGACCAGGAUGAGGGCAUUAACUCGGAGGUCACCUACUCCUUUCAUAAUGUGGACGAACAAGUGGAAAGAUUUUUUAACUUAGAUAAAAGAACGGGAGAAAUCACAACAAAGGAUAAUUUUGAUUUCGAAAUUGCUAAUAGUUACACUUUUGGUGUAGAAGCGAAAGAUCCCGGAGAUCUAGCAGCCCACUGCAGUAUCCAAGUGGAAAUUCUCGAUGAGAACGAUUGUGCACCUGAAGUGAUUGUAACCUCAGUGUUUACUCCGCUUCCAGAGGAUUCACCACCAGGAACAGUGAUUGCCUUGAUAAAAACGAGAGAUAGAGACUCUGGAGAAAAUGGAGAAGUUUACUGCCGCAUAUUGGGAAAGACAGAAUUCACAUUGAAAUCUUACUCAAAGAAUUAUUACAAGCUAGUGACAGAUGGGGCUCUGAACAGGGAGGAGAUUCCAGAAUACAAUGUCACUAUAAUGGCCACGGACAGAGGCAAGCCGCCCCUCUCCUCCAGCACUACCCUCACCCUGCACAUCACCGACGUCAACGACAACGCUCCGGUUUUCCAACAGUCCGCCUACCUGGUCCACGUGCCAGAAAACAACCCUCCCGGUGCCUCCAUAGCGCAGGUCAGCGCCUCCGACCCCGACCUGGGACCCAACGGCCACGUCUCCUACUCCAUCGUGGCCAGCGACCUGGAGCCGCGGGCGCUGUCGUCCUACGUGUCCGUGAACGCGCAGAGCGGGGUGGUGUUCGCGCAGCGCGCCUUCGACCACGAGCAGCUGCGCGCCUUCGAGCUGACGCUGCAGGCUCGCGACCAGGGCUCGCCCGCGCUCAGCGCCAACGUCAGCCUGCGCGUGUUGGUGGACGACCGCAACGACAACGCGCCAAGGGUGCUGUACCCGGCGCUGGGGCCCGACGGCUCCGCGCUCUUCGACACGGUGCCGCGCGCCGCGCAGCCCGGCUACCUGGUCACCAAGGUGGUGGCGGUGGACGCGGACUCGGGACACAACGCCUGGCUGUCGUACCACGUGCUGCAGGCCAGCGAGCCGGGCCUGUUCAGCCUGGGGCUGCGCACGGGCGAGGUGCGCACGGCGCGUGCUUUGGGCGACAGGGACGCGGCGCGCCAGCGCCUGCUGGUCGCGGUGCGCGACGGGGGACAGCCGCCCCUCUCGGCCACCGCCACGCUGCUCCUGGUCUUCGCUGACAGCCUCCAAGAGGCCCUGCCGGACCUCAGCGAACGCCCAGCGCCGUCCGACCCCCAGGCUGAGCUGCAGUUUUACCUGGUGGUGGCCUUGGCCUUGAUCUCCGUGCUCUUCCUCCUGGCCGUGAUUCUGGCGGUUGCCCUGCGCCUUCGACGCUCCUCCAGCGCUGCUGCUUGGGGCUGCUUUCAGCCUGGUCUCUGCUCUAAAUCUGGACUUGUGGUUCCCUCCAACUACAGUGAGGGAACAUUGCCCUAUUCCUACAAUCUGUGCGUUGCUUCACAGUCAGCUAAGACAGAGUUUAAUUUUCUCAACGUGACCCCGGCAGUGGCUCCCACUCAGGAUCUCCUCUGUGAAGAUGCUUCUUGGGUACCAAAUACAAAUAAUGGAGAUGGUGAGGGCUUAUUUGACUCAGAUACUAUUUUAAAGGUGAGUUUUAACUUAAUUAACUUAUUUUCACUUUGGAUUUCAGUGUUUCUUAACAAAUCACUUAUGUGUGGUAGGAGACUUCAUUUCAUAUUUAAUUGUCUUGUGGGUUGA